AGCGCUGCCCAAUCGCGUGCCAGCAGCCGCAGCGUCCUUUCACUCAGGAGAGAAACAUGGCGGACCGGCUCACGCAGCUGCAGGACGCCGUGAACUCGCUUGCAGAUCAGUUUUGUAAUGCCAUUGGAGUGUUGCAGCAGUGUGGUCCUCCUGCCUCUUUUAGUAAUAUUCAGACAGCAAUUAACAAAGAUCAGCCAGCGAAUCCUACAGAAGAAUAUGCACAGCUUUUUGCUGCACUGAUUGCACGAACAGCAAAAGACAUUGAUGUUUUGAUAGAUUCCUUGCCAAGUGAAGAAUCUACAGCUGCUUUACAGGCUGCAAGCUUGUAUAAGCUAGAAGAAGAAAACCAUGAGGCUGCUACAUGUCUGGAGGAUGUUGUUUAUCGAGGGGACAUGCUUCUAGAAAAGAUACAAAGUGCACUUGCUGACAUUGCGCAGUCACAGCUGAAGACAAGAAGUACCCACAGCCAGUCUCUUCCAGACUCAUAGUGCCCAUACAUAGCAUGUGGCUGAGGAAAGAACUGUUUCAAUGCCAUGAAGAAAGAACUGUUUCAAUGCCAUGAAGAAUUCUGUAUCAGAUUUAGAUGUAAGCCUUGCCAACAGUUACAGAAACAUUAAGCACUAUAACAUGUUAUCUUUUUCACUAUUUUUAAUAGCCUUCUAUUUUCACUCUUGAUAAAUUAGCUUGUAAAAUUGUGAUUGAAUCAGCUUUAAACCAUCAUUAUAUCAUUUUUUAUUAUCUGAAUGAAAUUGAGGCAGCUAUUGCAUUAAUGAUUAUAAUUUAAUUAAACAACUGUACUAUAAAAUUCUGUUUUGACAUAA
Molecule: messenger RNA, 821 nt
Organism: Myotis lucifugus (little brown bat)
Lineage: Eukaryota; Metazoa; Chordata; Mammalia; Chiroptera; Vespertilionidae
Gene: MED21
Product: mediator complex subunit 21
Exons: 4
Coding region: 57-488 (143 amino acids)
Biological process (GO): regulation of transcription by RNA polymerase II
Cellular component (GO): mediator complex
Molecular function (GO): transcription coregulator activity
Source: RefSeq, a predicted model, not a curated record